Messenger RNA from Chrysoperla carnea, 1502 nucleotides. RefSeq names its product snRNA-activating protein complex subunit 1-like. The record is from RefSeq and is a predicted model, not a curated record. Bases 68 to 1054 code for a protein of 328 amino acids. Gene Ontology annotation, biological process: snRNA transcription by RNA polymerase II; snRNA transcription by RNA polymerase III. Lineage: Eukaryota; Metazoa; Arthropoda; Insecta; Neuroptera; Chrysopidae. The transcript has 5 exons. Gene Ontology annotation, cellular component: snRNA-activating protein complex. Gene Ontology annotation, molecular function: sequence-specific DNA binding.
UUCAUUAUAAAUAAAAACAAUUUUUGUUUAAAAAAAAAUUGACAAAAGUUUCUUAGAAACCGAAAAAAUGGAAAGUUUUACUGGUAAUUGUACUAAAAAGAUGGUUGCACGCUACGAGGCACAUAAGAGCUCCGGAUAUUGUGCAAAAGGAUUUAAAAAAGAUGCUGUCACUUUGCUGGAAUUGUUUUAUAAUAUGAAAACAUUAAAGUAUCAAGAUUUUUGUGAAAUUUGGAAAAAAAUGCACUUUAUUUACAUUUAUUGUGGACGAAAUAUAAAGAGUGAAGUUAAAGAAUUUACUGAAGAAGUCCUUCAUACAGCAAAAGAAUUAGCUAUUAACAUAAAUAAUGAAUUCUCUAAGCGAGUUGGUGCAUUAUAUUUGUUAUAUGGACUCUAUUUCUUGCAGCCGGUGGAUACAUCCUGUAAAAUUCGAAUGACACCAGAAAAUUUUAACAUUUAUUUAAAUUUAAUAGAUCAAUUACGAAUUUGUAAGCAAUUAGAUGCAUUAUAUAUCGGUUGCAAAUUGAUAGUGAGUCGUUCUUUUUAUUUUGUUGUAACACCACAUAAUUAUGGAUUACAUCGAUCAUUUCGAAAAUAUCAUGAUCAAACAAUCAAUAUUUUGAAUGUAGACACAUUUUCAUUGGCAACACAAACCGAAAGUAUUACAGUUAAAAAUGGAUUGGUGGACGCAUUAAAUCAACUUAAUGAAAAAUAUUAUCAAACUAAAUGUGUAUUACCAGGUGCUGUAAACAUGGAACCAGAAGCAUCUUUAAAAUUAGUUGAUCCAAAUAUUGGUUCUAAGCUUUUAGCCAAUUUAGAACAAAUGUCUACUUUAGAUAGUGAACCAUCAACAAGUCAACUAUCGGAACAGUCAGAUCUUGAAGAUGAUGAUGAAUUUGAGGAAAAGAAUGUUAAAACAAAUGUUAAAAUAAAUAAAACAUUGUUAAGUAAACGACGUAAAUUAAUAAAACGAGCAUUUACAGCUAAAGCUGAUAGAAAAAUUAUCCAGCGAUCGAAAAGAUCCAAACUAAAAGGUCGUAAGAAAAAGGAGGUCUAAAAACAGUGAUUAUUAUAUAAAAAUUUUAAAAUUAUGUCGCAAAACUGUUAGAAUUUCAAAGAAAAAACUACGAUAUUUACCGAAUGCCUUUUUUAAGGUAACUUAGGCUGAAUACAAUUUUAUUUUAAGAAAAUCUUAAUGAUUGAAGAAUUGUACAAAAAAGAAUGUGAAUUUUUAAGUUUCAAACUAAUUACAAGUUGUUAAACAAUCGCAAGAGAAUGAAAUGUGUAUAAUUGAAAACGGGAAUUAUUUUAGUUUCCACAAAAAAGAAUUGAAUGGAAAAAAGUGUGAUGGAUUAAAUUUAAGUUAUUAUAUACACUGUGAUAAAAUAAACGUAGUAUUAAAUUAAUCUAAAGGCUGUUCCAUAAUGUCCGUAUGUCUUUAUUUAAAAAACACUGGUCAACAAAUAUUAGAUAGUUGAUGGUCAACGAAUAUUUAUCAUUUUAAU